Dimorphilus gyrociliatus is the source of this 1405-nucleotide messenger RNA. Lineage: Eukaryota; Metazoa; Annelida; Polychaeta; Dinophilidae. The record is from the annotation of a GenBank genome assembly.
AUAGUAACAAAAAGCGUCUCCAAAAUGGCCUCGCUGUUGCCGAAAAACGGCGAAAUAUUUUCAUAUUCAGCCACAGCUCCAUCGCCUUCCAAAGAUUAUUGCCAAUUGGUUGUAACUGUUAAUGAGUUUAUAUUCAGAACAUGGAGAAUUUCACUGAGAAACGAUUCGCACAUUCAUCCUAAGGAAGAAAGAGAUACACAUGAAGAUUUUUUAUACGAUGAUAGGAUGCAAAGCGAAAUUCUACGAGUAUUGGGUAAAUCAGUGCUAAAUUAUGCUAAAGCUGUUGCUAGAGGUCAAAUUGACUAUCUGCCAAGAUUACCGGAGAAAAUUCUCUUAAAGAUUUUUAAUUAUCUCGAAUUGGAGGAUAUAGAUAAUUUGACAAAAACAAAUCGGUUUUUUGACUCUAUAUGCAAUUUGGAAGAUACGUGGAAGAAUCUAUUUCAAAGACAUACAGAAGCCAUUAGUCCAGACAUUGAAAGUUUAGCUUCGAAACUCGGUUGGAAGAAAAUUUUCUUUACAAACAAACUUCAACUUCAAUUACUUUUGCGUCGUCAGCGAGACGAUACAUUAAAUCAAGCUGAUGAAAAGCAGGCAAAUAAGAGUACAAAAUUAGAAACAGUAUCUGAAAAUACAGUGGACUUUCAUCCUAGUUACGAACAAUCAACCCUAAUUACAACAAAUAAAAGGGGAUUAUCUCACGACGAAAGUAUCGAAAUAGACAACACAGAGAAUAAUGAAAAGACUGAUAAUUUAACCGAUAGCCAAAUUGAUAUUCGCUCUAUGACAGAAACACCAAAUACGGAUAUUAAUAUUGAUAAUAUACAAAGAGAUAUACUUUCUCCAAGUGGAAUUGUUAUCGAUUAACAAAAUACUUGUUUUAUUUUUUUUUGUUUUAUUAUUAUAAUUUCAACUUGCCUACUUUGAAUUAUUCAUACAAUCAAUAUUUUUUAAGAUGCAAAAGUUUCUAUUUGCUAUUAAAUAGCCCUACUAAAAAAUAACUAUUGCGUAUUGAAUUGUAUAUUUUUUUUUAAUUUACAGAAAGGAUUAAUAUUUUAUUAAAGAAGAACAAAUAUUUAAUUUUUUGUUUCACAAUUUGCAGUAAAAAGAAGUUUGAACAGAAUUUUAAUGGAAUAAAGAAUACUGUUUCUAUAUUUACUUGAACUAUAAAAGAGAGAUAGGAAGGGAAAAGAAAUACGUCCAUUAAAAGCUUAUACUGAUAAAUUUUGUUUUCUUUUAUCCUUUUUACAAUUGUUUAUUUAUAGACAUUUUUAUUGAAAUCAAAAUAAAGAUAAUACUCUUUAUUAAAACAUCUAUGAAUAAUUCACUAUACUAAAAUGCUGAAGUACUAUUAUACUGAAUGUAUCGUUUGUAAAGAACUUAUCAAUUCUUUAACUAAUUAUACAAA